AUGGCACCCAAUCCUGCAAACAACAGACCUCUCGAGGAGGAUGAGCACUACCCGCUCAGCGACAUCUCGGACUAUCAACUGGACCAACUUACGGAACUGCUAUGGAUGGACCAAAGCGUCAACGCAGUUAUGCCAAAUCAGGUGUGGCUGCAGUCACAAUUCGAUGGUGUCGCUCGACUCGACAAGUCUAACCGGCGUUCGAAGAACCUCUGGAAGCGUAUCUCAUCCGGACUAGAGAACUUCAGCCUCGCACCACGACAUGUACAUGAUGGAAGACCUACAGCCUGCCUCUGUGAUGCCCAUCACGACCUCGAUCCCAAACUGAUUCGGCGCCUGAUGGGACUCAUCAUAAUUGAGUGCACUGUACGUAUUCAUCGGUUUCGUUACUGGCGUCGAUACAUCGAUUUCCCUCCUGCUAUACUUCUAUGGCUAGAUCGUAUGGAUGCGGUGACUGGACUUUGGAUGACUCGGGAUGCUUUUAAUGCCACCUUCGGCUACGAUCGCGUCUGUCCAAAUCAGAACAAGGUCCUGAGCAAGUGCGAGGCCUGUAUCAUGGCGGCCAUUGGAGGCAGACCUCAGGUACUGACCUACCUACGAGCAUCCAUGAUUGGACGUCGCGAUCGCCGUUUCGACAAAGGCCUGAAAACCCCUAGAUUGCUCCGAGUGGUAGAGUCCUGGAUUGGACAUUUCAAAGCCGAUGUUCGCAAGGCUAUCGUGACUGGAAGUCACGAAGUUCGUCAGCAACUUGACAAUCUGGAUGCAAUCCUCGGAACCUUGGAGAAGGACCGCCCUAUAUCUGACUUGUCUAGAUCGAGCCGUCACCGGAAUUCAAAUACGCAUGAAGCGGAUGAAAGGCCUGCUCAUGGUCAUCGGAAGCGAACAUCCCGCGAGGCAAGUUCUCGAAGCUAUAGCAUGGAAGGUAGCCACCAAACCAGACCAUCACACGAAUACAAUACCGAAGCCGAGCAAGAAUGGAUGGAUACAGACGAAGCCUGCCAAGCGUCGAUCUAUCUGGACUGUCAGAUGCAGAAACGAGGUUUAACAGCAUCAAAGCGCCGGGAGAUGUUUGAACAGGACAUGCACCCCGCCUUUCGUGACUAUACACAAGAUGCAGCAGGAAUGUCGGCGGGCGAUCGGCUGCAGAACGAUGCUGAGCCAAAGCUCGAAAAUGAUGCAAUCUCUUCUUUCUCCAGUCCAAGUGCUAUCCCAGCACCACUCAGCCUGGCCAAGAAGCCUCAGAAGCCACCUACUCCGCCCCGUAGUACUUCUGACAACGACCCUGCAGAAUCGAUUUGGGAGCCUGUCUCAGUGUUCUCUCCCCCACAGUCUGUAGUUGGAGAUUCGCCUACUCGCCGUGCCCCUAUCGCGCCCAACAGGGAGAUUGAUAACGAUUCUCUCUUCACCACGUUUGCCGACAAUCAAGCACACCUCGAGUUUUGCCAGCGAUGGGGCCUGGCACCUGGUUCUGAUUUCCGCGAACCACCCGCAGCCUCCGGAGCGCCGCAAACCCAAACACCAACUCGACAGAAUUCGGAUGCCCGUUCGGUUGCAGCAGCCUCGAGCGUAUACUCCGAUCACCCUGGCUUUCGACGCUCUCAGCAGUAUGACACUACUCCGGCCAUUCCACCAAAAAGCCGAUUGCGAGAAAGCCGUGCAGCUUCGAGUCACAGUGGACGAAGCAGAGCCGCACAUCGACAGUCGCGAGACCAGCGCGGCAACAGCCUUUGGAACAGUUUGCAAGAGAACAGAGCUAGCAUGAUUGAGGAGUAUGAGAAUGAAGAAUAG
Fusarium coffeatum is the source of this 1785-nucleotide messenger RNA. RefSeq lists its product as uncharacterized. NCBI's taxonomy places the organism in Eukaryota, Fungi, Ascomycota, Sordariomycetes, Hypocreales, Nectriaceae. The record is from RefSeq and is a predicted model, not a curated record. The transcript has a single exon. Bases 1 to 1785 code for a protein of 594 amino acids.